AUGCGAGCCACCGCUCUUCUGGCACUGGGCUGCUAUGCCGCCGUGUCGGCUGCCCAAGACGACGCUGAGGCAGAGGCCAGCUCCUCGUCUUCGCUCGAGGCUUCGCUGCCGACCUUCACCCCCACCACCCUCAAAGCUCCCUUCCUCGAGCAGUUCACCGACGACUGGGACAGCCGAUGGAAGCCUUCGAACGCAAAGAAGGAGAACACCGAGGAGGAGUGGCAAUAUGUGGGCAACUGGGACGUCGAGGAGCCCGUCGUCUUCAAGGGCAUUGCUGGCGACAAGGGUCUCGUCCUCAAGGACAAGGCUGCCCACCACGCCAUCUCCGCCAAGUUCGACAAGCCCAUCGACAACAAGGGCAAGACGCUCGUCGUUCAGUACGAAGUCAAGCUCCAGUCCUUCCUCGAGUGUGGAGGUGCCUACAUGAAGCUCCUCCAGCAGAAUGCCAACCUCGGCACUGACGAGUUCUCCAACGCCUCGCCAUACAUCAUCAUGUUCGGCCCCGACAAGUGCGGUUCCACCAACAAGGUCCACUUCAUCUUCCGUCACAAGAACCCCAAGACCGGCGAGUACGAGGAGAAGCACUUGGACGGCGCCCCAUCGGCCGAGAUCAACAAGCUCUCCAACCUCUACACCCUCAUCGUCAAGCCAGACCAGACCUUUGAGCUCCUCGUCAACGACAAGUCUGCCAAGAACGGCUCUCUCCUCGAGGACUUCACUCCCGCUGUCAACCCACCAAAGGAGAUUGACGACGAGGAUGACAAGAAGCCAGACACCUGGGUCGAUGAGGCCAAGAUUCGCGACCCCGAUGCGAAGAAGCCUGAGGAUUGGGAUGAGGAUGCGCCAUACGAGAUUGUCGACGAGGCUGCCACCAAGCCAGAGGACUGGCUCGAGAAUGAGCCUCUCACCGUUCCAGACCCAGAGGCCGAGAAGCCAGAGGACUGGGAUGAUGAGGAGGACGGUGACUGGGUCGCUCCUCAGGUUUCCAACUCCAAGUGCGAUGAGGUCUCUGGCUGUGGCCCAUGGGAGAAGCCAAUGAUCAAGAACCCAGAGUACAAGGGCAAGUGGAACGCUCCUCUGAUCGACAACCCCGCCUACAAGGGCGUCUGGGCACCACGCAAGAUUGCCAACCCAGCUUACUUCGAGGACAAGACUCCAUCCAACUUUGAGCCCAUCGGCGCUAUCGGCUUCGAGCUCUGGACCAUGAACGAGAACAUCCUCUUCGACAACAUCUACAUCGGCCACUCCAUCGAGGAUGCCAACGCUCUCAAGAAGGAGACUUGGGCCGUCAAGCGACCAAACGAGGAGAAGGCCGAGAAGGAGUCGAAGCCAGCCAGCGACAAGGCCGACGACAAGAAGUCUCCAUUCGACCUCGUCUUCAUGGAUGACCCAGUCCUCUACAUCAAGGAGAAGACCGCCCUCUUCAUCGAACUCGUCCAGAAGAACCCCGUCGACGCCAUCAAGUUCGUCCCUGAAGUCGCCGGUGCCAUCGGUCUCGGUAUCGUCACCCUCCUCGUCCUCAUCCUCGGUGCCGGCUCCGGCGCUGCCCCAUCCGCCGACCAGGUCAAGGCCAAGGCCGCCCAGGCCAAGGAGCAGGCUCAGAAGACCAAGGACCAGGUCGCGGACGCUGUGGCUACUGGUGCUGAGAAGGCCAAGGAGGAGGCCAGCAAGAGGACAACCAGGAGCGCGGCGAAGGAUGAGCAGUAA
Molecule: messenger RNA, 1707 nt
Organism: Zasmidium cellare ATCC 36951
Lineage: Eukaryota; Fungi; Ascomycota; Dothideomycetes; Mycosphaerellales; Mycosphaerellaceae
Exons: 3
Coding region: 1-1707 (568 amino acids)
Biological process (GO): protein folding
Cellular component (GO): endoplasmic reticulum; endoplasmic reticulum membrane
Molecular function (GO): calcium ion binding
Source: RefSeq, a predicted model, not a curated record